AAAAAAUAUUUAUGUAAACUUUAAUAUUUAGAAAAAUAUUUAUAAAAAAAUUGAAAAAAAAAACCCACUUCCGUUAAAAACCUAUCAUGCCGACGGACGUUGCUGUCCGUCAUUGUUGACGUGAUUUCUGAUACCAAUGGCUUGCAUCUUCCUCCGCAAGCUAACCCCUUCUUCCGUCCAUCUUUCCUUCUCCUCUCUCCAAUCUCUAUACAAAGCGAACCCGUAAUCCAAUUCCCGCAAUUUUUUCUCUCUCUUUCUCGAACUCUGCGUCUUCUUCUUCAAGGAUGCUGGAGCUGCGUCUGGUUCAGGGGAGACUUCUGAAGAUGGUGGUGGAGGCGAUGAAGGAGCUGGUGACGGACGCCAACUUCGACUUCUCGUCGUCGGGGGUGUCCCUCCAGGCCAUGGACUCGAGCCACGUCGCCCUGGUCGCCCUCCUUCUCCGCUCCGAAGGCUUCGACCACUUCCGCUGUGACCGCAACCACUCCAUGGGCAUGAACAUCAACAACGUCUCCAAGCUCCUCCGCUGCGCCGCCAACGACGACAUCAUCAUCCUCAAUGCCGACGACGACUCCGACACCAUCACCUUCAUCUUCGAGAGCCCCAAACAAGAUAAGUUGGCAGACUUUGCAAUGAAAUUGAUGGAUAUCCAGAAUGAUCAUUUAGGUAUUCCUGAAGCAGAGUAUCAGGCCAUUGUCAAGAUGCGUUCUCUAGAGUUUGCACGAAUCUGCAAGGAUCUAAGCAGUAUUGGGGACACUGUUGUAAUAUCUGUGACAAAGGAAGGAAUUAAGUUCUCGACCAGAGGUGGCAUUGGCAGUGCAAAUAUUGUUUGCCGGCAGAACACUACUGUGGAUAAGGGGCUGAGUGGCUGAUCCACCUGAUGAUAACAUUUGUUUGUCAGAAGGAAGCUAGCUAGCUAGCUAGCUGUUUUAUAUAUUAUUUAUUAUUUGCCAUAUUGUUAUCUAUAAUGGACAGCCUGUUAGAAUUAAAUUGCAUGCACUCAAUCUUUGUUGUUCAAAGCCAACUUCUGUCUAUCAUGUUGCCAAUGAACUAGAACACUCGUAUGUCUGCUGAAGCAAAUCUGAGAAAUAUUUACCUUUCCGGUUUUUGUGAACUCCUCACUAGAUAUUGAACUGAGCUGCAUAUGUACGAGAAGUACUUGCGCUCGCAUAAGUUGUUGAACCUCUGAUUCAGGUACCAAUUUAUAUUUUUGCUCGAUAGGGUUAAGACUAGAACUAUUCAAGGUUUGUAGUUUUCUAGCGCUCUCAAUAGUAAUCAGAGUUUGUCAUUUGCUUGGUAGGAUCAGGAUUAGAAGUAUUCAGGAUUUUCAGAGUUUGUCAUUUGCUUGGUAGGAUCAGGAUUAGAAGUAUUCAGGAUUUUUAUUUUUUUUGCUCUCUUUAUAGAAUAACAUCAUAAAAUUUCAAAUUGCUGAGAUCAUCAUAGGACACACCCCCUUGAAAGGUUCCUUCUUUUUAGCUUGUUGCAAGAAAAGAAUAUUUAUUGCAGGGAGUCUUGGUUUUGUUGGACAUACUGCCAAAACUGACUGCAAGUAUCCUUCCACUUUGCAGCCUGAGAAUUCUACCACCAUAGAAAUGAAGGAACCAGUUUCUCUGACAUUUGCUUUGCGGUAUAUGAACUCAUUUACAAAGGCAACACCUCUGUCAAACACGGUAACCAUUAGCAUGUCCUCAGAUAUGCCUGUUGUUGUGGAGUACAAGAUUGCAGAAAUGGGUUACAUCAGAUUUUAUUUGGCCCCCAAAGUUGAAGAUGAUGAUUAAGAUCGGUCGUAGCAUCCCCAUGCCCUCUUGGCUUUUCUUUUCUUGUCCUUCUUUUUUUUUGUGUCAAUGUUGUUCUUUUUUUCAUCUUCAAAGUUUGUAUGGAAUCGCAUGAUUUGUAAAUGACAUUGGAGCUGUUGUAAGUAACUGUCAUAGGAGGAAACAUUCAUCAAGUGAUAAUUGGUUGUUUGAUUAGAUAUAUUGUAACUGUUGCUAUGUGGGAAAGAUCGGUUUACCCAAUGAGAACACAAAAAGUUUAGAUAUUGUGUAAAAAAAAUCAAUUUUUCCAGUA
This is a messenger RNA of Phoenix dactylifera (date palm), 2064 nucleotides long. RefSeq names its product DNA sliding clamp PCNA-like. Lineage: Eukaryota; Viridiplantae; Streptophyta; Magnoliopsida; Arecales; Arecaceae. Gene Ontology annotation, biological process: leading strand elongation; translesion synthesis; mismatch repair. Gene Ontology annotation, cellular component: PCNA complex. The record is from RefSeq and is a predicted model, not a curated record. Gene Ontology annotation, molecular function: DNA binding; DNA polymerase processivity factor activity.